Akanthomyces muscarius is the source of this 5502-nucleotide messenger RNA. RefSeq lists its product as uncharacterized. Gene Ontology annotation, cellular component: cell periphery; cell septum; myosin complex. Bases 1 to 5502 code for a protein of 1833 amino acids. NCBI's taxonomy places the organism in Eukaryota, Fungi, Ascomycota, Sordariomycetes, Hypocreales, Cordycipitaceae. The record is from RefSeq and is a predicted model, not a curated record. Gene Ontology annotation, molecular function: chitin synthase activity; ATP binding; cytoskeletal motor activity. The transcript is spliced from 3 exons.
AUGGCUUCCAACAUGCUGAAUCUCGGCGGAGGCGCGCAUACCCAGGACUCGCUGCCCUCCCUGCCGACUCAUCUCCAGUCCGAUACGCACAUCACUGCUCAUCUUGCCAGCCGUUUCCAUGUCGCUCAUCCCACCGCUCGACUCUCCUCACACGGCCUCGUCUGCCUCAACACGUACACCUCGUCUUCCAAGGGCCCCGAUGGCGGCAAAGAGGGAAGUGCCAUGGCUGGUGCCGAAGACAUGGCCGACCGUGCCUGGUUGAGGCUUGGCCACCGCUCCGAAAACCAAGCCGUCGUAUUUCUUGGUGAAUCCGGCUCGGGCAAGUCCACGAUCCGCUCGCACCUCCUUACCGCGCUGCUCAACAAGUCGUCAACUCCCCUUUCCAACAAACUUUCUCUCGCGGCCUACGUCUUCGAUACCCUCACGACGACAAAGACCGCCACCACCCCAACUGCUUCCAAGUCGGGUCUCUUUUACGAGCUGCAAUACGACACGUCCUCCACAACCAACCCCAUCCUCAUUGGCGGUAAGCUCCUCGACCACAGACUGGAAAGAAGCCGAAUCACAGAUGUUCCCACUGGUGAACGCAACUUUCACGCCUUGUACUAUCUGUUGGCCGGAACAAGCGCCGCCGAAAAGACCCAUCUUGGCCUCGACGACUCGCCCGUUGCCGGCGCCACCCGUUGGAAGUACCUUGGUCACCCAACCCAGCUCAAGGUCGGUAUCAAUGAUGCCGAAGGCUUCCAGCUCUUCAAGACGGCCCUCAAGAAGCUCGAGUUUCCUCGCAAUGACAUUGCCGAGAUUUGCCAGAUGCUUGCUGCUAUUCUCCACAUUGGCCAGCUUGAAUUCGAGAGCGCCAGUGACACCAGUGCCACUGGCGCUGACAGCGGUGGCUUCUCCCACGAAGGUGCCAACUCUUUCACCGGAGUCAAGAACAAGGAUGUCCUUGCCAUUGUUGCUGCGUUCCUCGGCAUAAAUGCCAAUGAUCUGCAAACCACCCUUGGUUACAAGACCAAGAUGAUCCAAAAGGAGCGAGUCACCGUCAUGCUUGAUCCUACCGGCGCUCGUGCUCAUGCCAAUGAGCUCGCUAGAACCCUUUAUGCCCUGCUUGUUGCCUGGAUCAUGGAAUCAGCCAACCAGCGUCUGUGUGCUCCCGAGGAGUCCAUCGCCAACACUAUUUCCGUUGUUGACUUCCCCGGUUUCGUUCAGCAGAGCUCCACCAGAUCUGUUCUCGAUCAGCUACUCAACAACGCUGCCACAGAGGCUCUCUAUAACGUCACUCUUCACAACUUCUUCGACCGCAAGGCUGAAAUGCUCGAGUCCGAGGAAGUCAGUGUUGCCCCGACAUCUUACUUUGACAACUCGGAUGCCGUCAAGGGACUGCUCAAGCCCGGCAAUGGCCUGCUCAGCAUUCUUGACGACCAAAGCCGCCGAAACCGCACCGACAUGCAGCUCCUUGAGAGCUUCCGCAAGCGUUUCGAAAACAAGAAUGCCGCUAUUGAGAUUGGCUCUGCCACUGCCAAGCUGCCUGGAAGCAACUUCAUGACGGAGAACACCGCCGCUACCUUCACCGUCAAACACUUCGCUGGUGAAGUUGACUACCCUAUCAGAGGUCUCAUCGAAGAGAAUGGAGAGCUCAUCUCGGGUGAUUUGCUCAACAUGGUCAACACAACCAAGAGCGAAUUUGUUGCUCGUCUCUUUGGACAGGAUGCCCUUCAAACCGUCACCCACCCCAACGAGAGAACCACCGUUAUGCAAGCCUCGGUCAGCUCGAAGCCUACCCGUGCCCCCAGCGUCAUGUCUCGCAAGGGCACUAGAGCUCGCCCAACAGGCUCCCGCCGCCAACAGCAGCAGGACGCUCUUGAUCGUCUUGAGCAACUCGGCGACUCUCGCGAGUCUCGCGAAAAGGAUCAGCGUCGUGGCGCCACCGCCACUGGUUUUGACCAGGGUGCCUCUGGCCAGUUUCUCUCAUCCCUAGACAAUGUGCAGAAGGCUGUCACUGACCCCGGUACCAACGCUUACUUUGUGUUCUGCCUGAAGCCCAAUGACCGCCGCAUUGCCAACCAGUUUGACAGCAAGUGCGUGAGAACCCAGGUCCAGACCUUUGGUAUCGCGGAGAUCAGUCAGCGCCUGCGCUCUGCAGAUUUUAGUCUAUUCUUGCCAUUUGGCGAGUUCCUCGGUCUUAUCGACUCCGAGACCAUUCUCGUUGGCAGUGAGCGUGAGCGCGCUGAAAUUGUUAUCGAAGAGAGGCGCUGGCCGAGCAAUGAGGUGCAGGUCGGAUCUACUGGUGUGUUCCUUAGUGAACGAUGCUGGAUGGAGGUUGCCCAUCUGACUGCUAAUGGCCCUGCUCGGGGCAUGGCCUCGGGUGAUGGCGAGAGCUACGGUGUCCCCGAACGCAACCCUUUUAUUGCCUCCAAGGAGCAGCUUGUCUCUGGUGGCAACACUCCUCUCAUGUACGGCGAGAAGACCAAGAGUGGAUAUUUCGCCGCAGGCGAUGACACGCGAUCUGAGGCUGGCGUGUCUGCCAUUGGUGGCGGUGACAUGUUCAAGAAUUUUGACACCCGUGAACAGAUGGCCGAGCGAGGCAAUGAGAAAGAUCUGGUUGAAGUCGAAGAGUAUAAGGACAGCCCGAGCCGCAAGCGAUGGGUUUUCAUGGUCUAUUUGCUCACUUGGCUCGUUCCAGACUUCGUCAUUCGCUGGAUCGGCCGCAUGCCUCGCAAAGAUGUCCGCAUGGCCUGGAGGGAAAAGCUCGCCAUCAACAUGCUCAUUUGGCUCCUCUGUCUGGUCGCUGCUUUCUUCAUCGUUGUUUUUCCUUUGCUCAUCUGCCCCACGCAACAUGUGUACAGUUCAGCAGAGCUGUCUUCACACAAUGGCAAAGGUAGCAACGGCGCCUUGGUUUCUGUUCGUGGAUACGUGUACGACUUGGCAUCCUAUGCCCCUCAUCACUACCCGUCGUACCUCAACCAGAAACUACUCCUCAACUACGCCGGCCUGGACAUCAGCUCCCUCUUCCCCAUUCAAGUCAAUGCUCUCUGCCAGGGCAAAGAUGGCAACGUGAACCCUGAAGUCACGCUCGAUUACAAGAACACCAACUUUACUGGCAUUUCCCCUGCGCUUAUCAGCACCCAGGACCUCAACUCCAAGUAUCAUGACUUCCGCUACUACACCAACGAUACCCGUCCCGAUUGGUACUACGAGCAAAUGACUAUGCUGCGUGCCCUUUUCAAAAAGGGUACUGUCGGUUACACGCCCCAGUACAUAAAGAAGCUCAACGAUAAGCAACAAAAGAUUGGAAUUAUUGGCGGCCGCGUCUACGAUCUCACCACUUACAUGGCUGGUGGUCGUCGACUUCUCGCCAAGCCUGGCGAGAAACCUCCUGAUGACGCGUCUCUUGCAAACUUCAUGUCUGAUGACGUCGUUCAAAUGUUCCAAGUCCAGUCUGGCUCAGACAUGACAAAGUACUGGGAAUCUUUAUCCAUGGAUGCGGCGUUGCGCGGAAGAAUGAAGACCUGCCUGGACAAUCUCUUCUAUGUUGGCGAUGUCGAUACCCGAAACUCGACCCGCUGCCAGUUGGCCACGUAUCUGAUCCUUGCUGUCACUAUCGUGCUGGGUUCCGUCAUCCUGUUCAAGUUCCUUGCUGCUCUGCAAUUUGGAGGCAAGAAUAUUCCCGAAAACCUCGACAAAUUCGUCAUCUGCCAAAUUCCUGCCUAUACCGAGGACGAGGACUCUCUACGCCGUGCCAUCGACUCGGCUGCUAGAAUGAAGUAUGAUGAUAAGCGCAAACUUUUAAUCAUUGUUUGUGACGGAAUGAUUAUCGGCCAAGGAAACGAUCGCCCCACGCCUCGCAUUGUGCUCGACAUUCUUGGAGUCGCUGAUACCGUUGAUCCCGAGCCUUUGAGCUUUGAGUCUCUUGGUGAGGGUCUCAAGCAGCACAACAUGGGCAAGGUCUAUUCCGGUCUCUAUGAAGUCCAAGGUCACAUUGUUCCUUUCAUGGUUAUUGUCAAGGUCGGCAAGCCCUCCGAGGUUGGCCGCCCCGGUAACCGUGGCAAGCGUGACUCUCAGAUGAUCAUUAUGCGCUUCCUCAACCGUGUUCACUAUAACCUUGCUAUGAGUCCCCUGGAACUCGAAAUGUACCACCAGAUUCGCAACAUUAUCGGUGUCAACCCCACCUUUUACGAGUUUAUGCUGCAAAUUGAUGCCGAUACAGUCGUUGCGCCUGAUUCUGCUAGCCGCAUGGUGUCUGCCUUUAUUGACGACACACGCUUGAUUGCGGUUUGUGGUGAGACUGCCCUGACCAAUGCCAAGUCCUCCUUCAUCACGAUGAUCCAGGUCUAUGAGUACUAUAUUUCGCACAAUCUGUCCAAGGCAUUCGAGUCUCUUUUCGGUUCCGUCACCUGUUUGCCUGGUUGUUUCUCCAUGUACAGAAUUCGCGCUGCGGAGACUGGCAAACCCCUCUUCGUCAGCCGCGAGAUUGUGGAGGACUAUUCCACAAUUCGUGUUGACACUCUGCACAUGAAGAACCUGCUGCAUCUCGGUGAGGAUCGUUAUCUUACGACCUUGCUCCUCAAGUAUCACAACAAGUACAAGACCAAGUACAUCUUCACUGCUCAUGCUUGGACUAUUGCACCGGAUUCUUGGAAGGUCUUCCUCUCACAGCGUCGUCGUUGGAUUAACUCUACUGUCCACAAUCUCGUUGAGCUGAUUCCCAUGGCUCAACUCUGUGGCUUCUGCUGUUUUAGUAUGCGAUUUGUCGUCUUCAUCGACUUGCUCAGCACCAUAGUCCAGCCCGUCACACUCGCCUAUAUCGUCUAUCUGAUUGUCCGCGUCGUCCAAAACCCGAGUGUUGUCCCAAUCACUGCAUUUAUUCUGCUGGGUGUUAUCUAUGGCCUCCAGGCCAUCAUUUUCAUCCUGCGCCGCAAAUGGGAAAUGGUUGGUUGGAUGAUUCUAUAUAUCCUUGCUAUCCCCGUCUUCAGCUUUGGUCUUCCCCUGUACGCUUUUUGGAACAUGGAUGACUUUGCUUGGGGUAACACUCGUGUCGUGGCUGGUGAGAAGGGCAAGAAGGUCGUCGUUUCCGACGAGGGCAAGUUCGACCCCAGCUCGAUUCCCCGCAAGAGGUGGGAGGACUACCAGGCCGAGCUCUGGGAGACGCAAACUUCUCGCGACGACUCACGUUCCGAAGUCUCCGGCUACAGCUACGCCACCAAGGCCCAUCCUCACGUUUCCGACAUGUCUCGCAUGUCGUUGGCUCACUCUGAGAUGGGCGGCAACCGUAUGAGCUCCUACGGUGGCUCUCAGUUCUUUUCCCCAGAGGACAUGGUUGGCCUGCCCAGCGAUGACGCCCUCUUGGCGGAGAUUCGCGAGAUUCUUAAAACAGCAGACCUGAUGACUGUCACCAAGAAGGGCAUCAAGCAAGAGCUUGAGCGACGCUUCGACGUGCCUCUUGACGCCAAGAGACAAUACAUCAACAGCGCCACUGAAGCUCUUCUUUCUGGUCAGCUGUAA